Messenger RNA from Adineta steineri, 309 nucleotides. The record is from the annotation of a GenBank genome assembly. NCBI's taxonomy places the organism in Eukaryota, Metazoa, Rotifera, Eurotatoria, Adinetida, Adinetidae.
AUGAAUGUCGAUGCUUUAGCACGAUGUAUUAUGUCUGAAGCAUCAACUGGUAAUAGAAAUGAACAGAUAGCUAUUAGUUUUGCCUGUCAACGGAAUAGAAAUCAUGCAUCUAAUCAACGUCCAACACCUAGUGUCAUCAAACUGGCUCAAGAUAUUUUAGCAGGAAAAAUAAAUGAUAUAACAAACGGAGCAAAGCAAUGGUAUUCACCUCGUUCAAUGCCAAGUGAAGCACAAAAAAUCAGAUGUAAGAAAUCUGUUGGUAUAGGUCGUAUGGAUUCUAAUGGAGGAUUGGAAAAGUCAGAAUUAUAA